AUGAGUAAUAAAGUCCUUUGUCUCUGACCCAGAAGUCUUGUGUCUUCUGCCAGCCUCUAUGGAACUGCAGUAUGGUAACUUGUAGGCUUUUCCAAAUUUUGUCAUUGAGAAUGCCAGCCUUCUUCUGGAAAAUGCCUCUGAACAUACACAGAUUGCCAGAAUCACUGUGUCUGUCUCACCUCAUGCUUCUCUGGUUGGAGAUCCUGUUAUUAUUAAUGCAAAUCCUGCAGUCCAUCCAUUUGUGCUGUCUCAUAGAUCCACACAUCUUUGGAAAUACUUCAUUUCCCCGGAGGGCUCUGGCUUUACAAUUGACAGCAUCGGAACAAUUUCCACAGCAGCAGUUUCUGAUUUUGAAAGUGAAUCUAGAAGGUAUAGGGGCCAUGAAAUCACUUGUUCAAAUCCUGAUGAAAGUGUUAGAAAGGCUCAUUGCUUUCUUCCUUCCUUGCUGUCAUCAACCUUCCAGCAUUCAGCUAGACCCCAGUUUUUCAAUGGUUAUUAAAGUGGUUGAUUCUGGAGGACUGUUUACAGCUGGAAAUCUAAAGAUUUUUCUCAUCAGUAUAAACAAUAAGGACCCCAUUCUUACCUGCAGAAUUGGAAAAAACUACUUUGAAGUUCAUAUGGAAUCAGAAAAGAGCCCGCAUUGCCAAGUCAAUCCUAAGCCAAAAGAACAAAGCCGGAGGCAUCACGUUACCUGACUUCAAACUCU
This is a messenger RNA of Pongo pygmaeus (Bornean orangutan), 706 nucleotides long. RefSeq lists its product as uncharacterized. The record is from RefSeq and is a predicted model, not a curated record. Lineage: Eukaryota; Metazoa; Chordata; Mammalia; Primates; Hominidae. Bases 72 to 695 code for a protein of 207 amino acids. The transcript is spliced from 6 exons.